UUUGCAAAAAAAAAAGUGUCAAAUUUUUUGACCUCCAGUUUUUUCCGUGUCUGUUUGUGAUAAAAUCCAUAGGUUUUUAUACGAUUGUCAAAUGUGGCCUUACAAGUGUGGAUCUUUAAAUUAAUAAUUAAUUUUAGAAUGCUUAUAGAGUGCGGUGUAACGGAGUACGUAUUAUCGUUUGCGGUCAGUGCAUUAAGUGUCAUUGAAGGAUCACGAUGCGUAUCGGAAUUGUGUUUUAUUGGUGCGUGUUAGCAUUGCACCUGUGCAAAGCGGAAGAUGUGGAGAGGACAGAGUCAAGGGAGGGUGCCAGAAGGCCGCAGUGGGGGCCAACAGUGCGGAGCGGGUCGUUCGUGAGCGAGUCUGCGAUCGCCGCAUCUAAUGAACAGAUUCUCGUGGAGGCGUGUCACAACGAGCCUGGGUGUCUCCAGGACCGAGCGGGGCUUGAAGCCAUCACGCAGCUGCAUAAGCAACUAGACGACGAUGCGAACGGCAACGUCGACCUUAGCGAGAGUGACGAUUUCCUCCGAGAGGAGUUGCAGUAUGACAGCGGGUACGAGAAGCGACAGCGAGCCUUCCACCACAACGAUGACAUGCACAUAUCCGUCAAGGAGCUUUGGGAGGCCUGGCUUAGAUCAGAAGUCCACAAUUGGACGGCGGAGCAGACGGUGGAAUGGCUAACGCAGUCUGUAGACCUCCCGCAGUACAGGAGUCUGUUUCUGCAACACAAAAUCACAGGCGCCACGCUGCCCAGGUUGGCAGUGAACAACAUGCAGUACUUAAGCAACGUCCUUGGCAUAAAGGACCCCAUACACAAGCAGAAGCUGGCCCUCAAGGCCAUGGACGUGGUCCUAUUCGGACCCCCUAAAGAAGGCAGUCGCUGGAAGGACUGGCUGCUGGCGUCGCUGAUGCUCGGAGCCGUCGCCGGCGGCUGGGCGGCGCUGCGGGCUGGUCGCGCCAGUCGGCACCAGGUCCAGAGGAUGCUGAGAGACAUGGAGCAGCUGAGGAGGGCCGAGCUGGCUCUGGAUGACAUGCAGAAGGAACUAGAGAAGGCGCGGUUAGAACAGGAAAGCGCCACUACAGAGAAGAAAAACCUAGAAAAGAAGUUAAGAGAGGCAGGCGACACGCCGCUACUCAACUCCGCCUCCUCAGAUCUUGAAGUCACGCAGCUAAAAGCUGAGAUUGAGAUGUUAAGAGCAGAAUUGAGGCGUGCGGAAGGCGAACUUGAGGACCGGUGCUGGGCCCCGCCCUCGGGCUUGCAGCAGUGGCUCCAGCUAACACACGAGGUGGAAAACAGGUCGUACCUACGCAAGAAGCAACAGGCGGACAUGCAACUCCAACAGGCCAGGGAAGCGUGCGAGAAACUCCGCAAGAAGCGCUCGAGUCUGGUCGGAGCGUUUGUAUCCACGCACGGCAAGUCUAUAGACGACGUGGACCGCUCCAUUGUCGAGGCGCGCACCGCGCUCAACGAAGUCACUCAGGAACUAUCGGAGAGGAUGCACAGAUGGAAGCAGAUCGAGCGUCUGUGUGGUUUCAACAUAAUCAACAACAACGGCAUUCAGUUCCUAGAGGGCAUGCUGUACAGGAACACCAACGGUGGUCGUCCUGGCGCUAGAGUGCGCAUGAGCAGCUCUCAAGACGACCUGAGCGUCGGCGACGACGCGUCGAUCUGCGGCUCAGUGGCCGACAACUUCGGGUGGCGGGAAGAUUCGUCGGGCAGCGAGGCGGACGCACCGCACUAUCCCCUGGACUUGCGAUUGGCUGAAGCUAGGUUACAAUUAGAAGAGCGCUUAGCUCAAGAAGCCCGCGAGCGGCGGAUCGACGACCGUAGGGAAGAGCUGCGAGUGAAGAGCUCCCUCGGCGACCUGCGCAGGAGCCCCGCCGACGAGCGCCGGCGGGCGGACCCCGUGCACUUCACACUGGGGGGUGACAAGUGAGUGAGGCCUGGUAGUUUAGAGACGAGCCAGUACAGGUGGUUGUUUGAUCGACGGCCGUAGAGAAGAGCUGCGAGUGAAGAGC
Cydia amplana is the source of this 2016-nucleotide messenger RNA. RefSeq names its product stromal interaction molecule homolog (gene Stim). The record is from RefSeq and is a predicted model, not a curated record. Lineage: Eukaryota; Metazoa; Arthropoda; Insecta; Lepidoptera; Tortricidae. The coding region runs from base 216 to 1934 and encodes 572 amino acids. Gene Ontology annotation, cellular component: endoplasmic reticulum; plasma membrane. Gene Ontology annotation, molecular function: calcium channel regulator activity; protein binding; calcium ion binding. The transcript is spliced from 13 exons. Gene Ontology annotation, biological process: store-operated calcium entry; intracellular calcium ion homeostasis; activation of store-operated calcium channel activity.